CUACUCUUCUUUUUUUUUUAUUACAAUACAAUGGCUCCUUCAUUAAACGCAACUGAUGUUCAAGCUACGAACCCUUAUUCUGGUUUCGACCAUCUUAAAUUCACUGUUUCCAAUGCCAAGCAAGCUGCUUCUUAUUACUGUACAAGACUUGGCUUCAAGCAUGUUGCUUACCGAGGUUUAGAAACUGGCAACAGAGAUGUAGCUUCUCAUGUGGUGAAGCAAGGCGAUGCUGUCUUUGUGUUUGAAAGUCCUACCCGUCCUGAAGCUAAUCCCCAAAUGGCUCAAGACAUUGCUCGUCGUGGUGAUGGUGUCAAAGACAUUGCCUUCUGUGUCAAGGACUGCAAAUCUGUCUAUGAAAAAGCCAUUGCCCGUGGUGCCAAAUCCCUCUCUGCUCCUCAAGAAUUCUCAGAUGAACAUGGUACUGUUAUCAUGGCUACCUUGGCUACUUAUGGUGAUGUUGAACACACAUUGAUUGAACGUAAAAACUACAAGGGCGCUUUCUUACCUGGAUUCAAAAGUACCGCUGAAGACCCUCGCUUCAAGGAUCCCUUGGAUGCUAUUUUGCCCCAUGUUCCUUUGGGUUUCAUUGACCAUGUAGUGGGUAACCAAGGCGAUGGUGAAAUGAACCCUGUGGCUGAUUUCUAUGAAAAGGCCUUUGAUUUCCAUCGUUUCUGGUCUGUGGAUGAUAAGCAAGUCUUUACUGAAUACAGUGCACUUCGCUCUGUUGUCAUGGCUGAUCCUGAAGAACGUAUCAAGGUGCCUAUCAAUGAACCUGCAGUAGGUAAAAAGAAGUCUCAAAUUCAAGAAUUUGUAGACCAUUAUGGUGGUGCUGGUGUACAACACAUUGCUAUCAAUACACCUGAUAUCAUUACCUCUGUGACCAACAUGAAGGCCAGAGGCUGUGAUUUCUUGACCAUUCCUUCCAAUUACUAUGAUACAUUGCGUGAAAAAUUGGCUGUUCAUAACAAAAUUGCUAAGCGUCCUAUUGUUGAAGAUUUAGAUGUAUUGCAAAGCUUGAAUAUCCUUGUUGAUUAUGAUGAAAACGGUUAUCUCUUACAAAUUUUUACUCGUCCCCUUGAAGACCGUCCUACUGUCUUUGUUGAAAUCAUUCAACGUAAUAACCAUAAUGGCUUUGGUGCUGGUAAUUUCAAGAGUUUGUUUGAAUCACUUGAGAUUGAACAAGCGCUUCGUGGUAACUUGACUGAUAUGGAAAUCACUGCCACUACUGCUUAAACCAUACAAUGUACUUAACUUUUCUUGUCUAUAUACUUUCUUUUUUUUUUUCUUUUUAAUAAGCACUUAUAUAUAUAUAUAUAUAUAUAUAUA
Gilbertella persicaria is the source of this 1326-nucleotide messenger RNA. RefSeq names its product 4-hydroxyphenylpyruvate dioxygenase. Gene Ontology annotation, molecular function: 4-hydroxyphenylpyruvate dioxygenase activity. The record is from RefSeq and is a predicted model, not a curated record. Bases 31 to 1233 code for a protein of 400 amino acids. Gene Ontology annotation, biological process: L-tyrosine catabolic process. The transcript is spliced from 2 exons. Lineage: Eukaryota; Fungi; Mucoromycota; Mucoromycetes; Mucorales; Choanephoraceae.